Molecule: messenger RNA, 1614 nt
Organism: Danio aesculapii
Lineage: Eukaryota; Metazoa; Chordata; Actinopteri; Cypriniformes; Danionidae
Gene: dennd2db
Product: DENN/MADD domain containing 2Db
Exons: 13
Coding region: 69-1532 (487 amino acids)
Cellular component (GO): cytosol; nucleoplasm
Source: RefSeq, a predicted model, not a curated record
GUUUGACCGUGUGUGUGUGUUUUUCAGUCAGCGUGUGUAAGAGAGAAACGGCAGCGUCACAGACAGAGAUGAGCAGAGAGAAGUGGAGGACAGGACGACAAAUACAACUACACACUCCAGCCGACAACGUUGAUCGCAGUGCCAUGAAGAAGAUCAGCUCUAUGUUCUCAGCAUUGCAGGAGAAGCUCCACAGAGCAAAGGCCGGAGCCCCUCCCCCAGUGGCUGCGGCACCCCCUGCUGGACGGGAGAGUCACUGCGGCCUGAGAUUCUUUGAGUAUCUGCUAGUGGUCAGUCUGAGGAAGAGGAGCAGCGGGGCGGGAUAUGAGCCACAGGUCACUUACCAGUUCCCUAAGCGUGAGGUGAUGGGGCGUCUGCAGCGCGAGCAGGAGGAGAAGAGCAUGAAGGCGGCUCAUCUGUUCUGCUUCCCUGAGGGAGUCCACUGGGCCCCAGUGACAGAGUACAGCAGCGAGACGUUCUCCUUCGUUCUGACUGAAGUGGACGGCAGCCGCAGGAAUGGCUACUGCAGGAGGCUGCUGCCGGCAGGUAAAGGUGCUCGGCUUCCUGAAGCGUACUGCAUCAUCAGCCACGUGGCCUGUUUCGGCCUCUUCUCAAAGAUCUUUGAUGAGGUGGAGAAGCGCCGGCAGAUCUCCACCGCCAUGAUUUACCCAUUCAUGCAGAGUCUGCGGGAGGCACCGCUGCCUUCACCCGGCAGCACCGUCAGCAUCAGUAGCUUCAUCCCAGACGCCGGCACACAGAUCAUCCGGCUGACGCGGCCUGCAGACUCCUGGCUGGAGCAUGUGGAUUUCACUGCGCUUUUCAGCCGUCUGAACGAUGAGGAGCUGCUGCUGGUGUUCACCGCUGCUGUGCUGGAGCGGCGAAUCAUCUUCAUCUCAGAGGAGCUCAGCACUCUCUCGCAGGUUCUUCAUGCUGUAGCUGCGCUCCUGUACCCAUUUGUGUGGCAGCACACGUUUAUAUCAAUCGUUCCGUCAGUUCUGAUCGACGUCUGUGAAGCACCGACUCCAUACCUGCUGGGAGUCCAGAAGAGCAUGAUGGGGCUGAUCACGGACCACAGCGACGUUAUGAUUGUUGAUCUGUCGACUGGAGCGCCAAGUAAAUUCAUCACAAGAAUUGGAGAUGAGGAGUCUCUGCUGCCGCUGAAGCUGAAGGAGGAUCUGCUGUCGGGAUUGUCCACGCGCACACAUCACGCCUCUACAGAGCAGCUGAACCGGCUGGUGUCAGAGGCCUUCCUGUCCGUAUUCGUCAAGACGGUCGGACAUUUCUCGGAGCACAUUAAGCGUGGCGGGAAACCCCGUCAGUUCCAGAAGAAGAGCUUCCUGAAGGCGGUGGAAAACAAAACCUACACCAGCUUUGUUCAACUCUUCAUCCAGACGCAGAUGUUCGAUCUGUUCAUACAGGAAGAGGAAACACAAUCUAACCCUAAUGGCUUCUUUCACAGGAAGGUGAAGGAACAUCGUGACAGGAUAAAGCAGGAGAAGCUGAAGGCUGGAUGGGUGCGAGGUGUGGUGAUUUGAGCACUUUUUAUUCUGACACAAUCGCCAGCGGAAAUCUAAUGCUGUUUAUUAUUGUUUUAACGAAAUAAAAUGUUAAGCUAUA